Messenger RNA from Gongylonema pulchrum, 1419 nucleotides. The record is from the annotation of a GenBank genome assembly. Lineage: Eukaryota; Metazoa; Nematoda; Chromadorea; Rhabditida; Gongylonematidae.
AUGCACAAAGGAGGCGAGGACGACGAUGAGGAAGUCACGCCGGCUGCUGGACCAGCUCCUGCUGAAGUAAGCUGGGAUCGAAAUGAAGAGGGCGAUGAACGGUACUACUAUAAAAAGUACUCAGAAAUCGAAGAGUUAUCGUAUAAGCAUUCAAAACUUCAGUGUCAGGACACCGAUUCAUUUUACGUACCUCAAACACAACAGUGCUAUCGAGUGUUUUAUUGUAAAAAAGCACGGCGCUAUCGUCCAAGUAUGAAUAGUAGUUGGCCGAUAUGUAGAGGAGAUAAGACGUGGGUCAAUAGUGAAAUGAACUGUCGAAAGAAAUAUCAUGGGCGGCUCUUCGAUUUUCUGGACGCACCAAAUGACAAGCUGAAGUUCGCAUGGUGGAUUGCAAAAAAGACCGGCCAGAAGAUGGAACGGGCGGGAUACUUAUGGAAUAUGGUAAUUGGAACUCGACUGGACAGUGAAGGAAUGCUAACUGGUAAUACGAGAGUAGUGUUCGGUCAAUACGGGGUAAAACUUUUCUCGCGACCACACCAGCUGCCGAUAAAGAAUUUGCCAGAAUUUCGCGUCUAUAAACCGUCUCGUUGCGGGCAAGGUGACAUGUGCUGCUUAGCAUGGUACCCGGGGAUAUUGGAGAAUUUUGAAAACGAGACAAUUUUUGUUGCACGGCAAUCGUGUGAUCGCUUCGGUGGUGGGACAUAUUUGUGUCAGAAAAAUGCAACUUCACUCAGAUCGUUAAUAUUACGAAAACUUAUAAAAAGCACCCUCGAAAAUUUGAAGAAACGCCUUCUGAAACCAGUCAUAUCGGAAGAGAAGACUGAGCCUCUCAAAAAAGAGCCGGAAAGACCGAAAAAUGUUUCCGAACAGAAGCCAAAAGAAAUGAAGAAAAGCGAAACCGCAGAACUCAAUCAACAGUAUUUAUUGCCGAACUGCGCAAAACGUAUGAUGCAUACGCCUGUUACAGAUGAAGUAAAAGUUGAUCAGUAUUAUCAGGAGCAGUUGAUGAGUGCCCCAGCGAUUUGUUUGCGUCUUGUUCGCGUUGAGUUGAAUUCUACGCCAUCAGGACGUCGUUGUUCGUCAGCGUUUAUUGCUGUAUAUCGUAUCAUUAUAAAGUACUGUUUCCGAUUACUUCUUGGAGCGCCAUGUCUGAGGAAUCGUAUAAAACUGGUAGCGACGUAUCCAUUUCGUAUUGUUAAUAUGUUUGUUAUCACUGGUACUUGCGCCCAUGUAACAUUUCUCACUUUUUUACUUAUCGUUGGUGCGGCGGUAGUUGGUGGGUAUCGCCAACCGAGGAAACAUAAGAACGUAACGGCUGGUAAUUCUGACGGAAUUUCGAGAGCUAUCGAGGAUCUACGCGGCCAGAAGAUCGAUGAUGACGAAGACGACAAGGAAGGAAAUCCGGAUGAUGGUCUCUGA